Molecule: messenger RNA, 2556 nt
Organism: Beta vulgaris subsp. vulgaris (sugar beet)
Lineage: Eukaryota; Viridiplantae; Streptophyta; Magnoliopsida; Caryophyllales; Amaranthaceae
Product: actin-interacting protein 1-1
Exons: 7
Coding region: 149-1981 (610 amino acids)
Biological process (GO): actin filament depolymerization; positive regulation of actin filament depolymerization
Cellular component (GO): cortical actin cytoskeleton
Molecular function (GO): actin filament binding
Source: RefSeq, a predicted model, not a curated record
CACGUGUCCCGAAUUCCCUAUUUUCCCUCUUUCUCCAUUUCGCAACCAAUUGUAAUUCUAACUAAUUCUCUCUUUACAUUCUUCUUACAUUGUUGAUUCUUGAAUUCUCUCUCCUCCACUACCACAAUUAACAAAGUCCACAACAACAAUGGCUCAGGUCCAUCUGUCGGAAACAUACGCAUGCGUGCCCUCAACAGAGCGAGGACGCGGAAUCCUAAUCUCCGGCGAUCCAAAAUCCAACAACAUCCUUUAUUGCAAUGGCAGAUCAGUGAUUAUCCGCAACCUUGACAACCCGCAGAGUGUCGAUGUUUACGGUGAGCACGCUUAUCCUGUGACGGUGGCACGAUAUUCGCCCAACGCUGAAUGGAUUGCAUCAGCUGAUAUUUCUGGAAUCGUCAGGAUCUGGGGGACUCACAAUGGAUUUGUAUUGAAGAAUGAGUUUAAGGUUCUCUCUGGUCGUAUUGAUGAUCUUCAAUGGUCUCCUGAUAAUCUUCGUAUUGUCGCUUCUGGUGAUGGCAAGGGCAAAUCUUUGGUCCGAGCUUUCAUGUGGGACUCUGGAUCUACUGUUGGAGAGUUUGAUGGUCAUUCAAGGCGGGUUCUUAGUUGUGCAUUCAAACCAUCACGGCCAUACCGUAUUGUCACCUGCGGAGAAGACUUUUUGGUGAACUUUUAUGAAGGCCCCCCUUUCAAGUUUAAGCACUCACAAAGGGAGCACACCAAUUAUGUCAAUUGUGUGAGGUUCUCUCCUGACGGGAGCAAGUUCAUAACUGUUGGUUCUGAUAAGAAAGGUAUGGUUUAUGAAGGAAAAACAGGAGAAAAACUUGGAGAGCUAUCUGCACAGGAUGCACAUCAAGGUAGUAUUUAUGCUGUUAGCUGGAGUCCAGAUAGUAAGAAGGUGUUGACUGUAUCAGCGGAUAAAUCUGCAAAAGUAUGGGAAAUUUCAGAAGAUGGCAACGGGAAGCUUAUAAAAGAAUUGACUUCUGGAUCUGGCGGAACGGAGGACAUGCUAGUUGGAUGUCUUUGGCAGAAUGAUUAUAUAAUUACCAUUACACUUGGUGGUGUUAUCAAUUUGUAUACGGCCAGUGAUUUGGAGAAACCCCCUCGUACAAUCUCUGGACAUCUUAAAAAUGUCUCUGCUUUGAUUAUGUUCAAGAGUGAUAAGAGUAUGGUGCUCUCAUGCAGCUAUGACGGAGUAAUAGUCAAAUGGAUCCGUGGUGCUGGAUAUUCUGGCAAAAUAAACAUGAAGGAUCAUGCACCUAUUAAAUGUUUUGCUGCUGUGGAAGGCGAGAUCAUCUUAUCUGGAUUUAAUAAUGAGGUGUGGAGAGCUCCCAUCUACACGGAUGAAUGUGGACCUGCCGAGCAUGUUGAUGUAGGAAGCCAGCCAAAGGACUUGAGUGUUGCUAUUAAUGCGCCUGAAGUUGUGUUAGUUGCUACAGAGUCAGGAGCUGUGCUGCUUAGUGGUUUAAAAGUAUUGUCAUGCAUUGAUCUUGGAUUUACCGUGACAGCAUGCGCCAUCUCGCCAGAUGGAACUGAAGCCAUAUUUGGCGGGCAAGAUGGAAAAUUGCACAUAUAUUCUGUGACAGGUGAUACUUUGACAGAAGAGGUUGUUCUUGAAAAGCAUCGUGGUGCCAUUACUGUAAUACACUAUGCUCCAGAUGUCUCGAUGUUUGCUUCUGGUGAUGCCAACCGUGAGGCUGUUGUUUGGGACCGUUCCACCAAAGAGGUGAAGCUCAACAACAUGUUGUACCAUACUGCUCGAAUAAAUUGCUUAACCUGGUCCCCUGACAGCACUAUGGUUGCUACUGGAUCUCUUGACACAAGUGUCAUAAUAUAUGAACUUGGGAAACCUACUUCAGCUAGGACGACUAUAAAGGCUGCUCAUUUAGGCGGAGUAUAUGGUGUGGCAUUUGCUGAUGAAUGCAGCAUUCUUAGUUCGGGUGAGGAUGGCUGUGUGCGCCAAUGGACAAUAACCCCACAAUGAAGAAAAAAUUAAGUUGAGAUUGGAAGUGCCAUUUGAUGCAAAAUCAUUAUUGUUUAGGAUGUGUGAUUUUGCCUGGUUCAUGAUUUUCUGCAUUCAGAGGUUGCUUACUUUUCAGAGCCUAAUGAAAAGAUAGACGAAGGGUAUCAAUUGGAUGUAUUUAUGGCUCAAGAUUUCCAUUACCAGGCUUGCAUUUUGUAGCCUUUUAUAUUAUGGUAUUUUUCUUCUAUAUUGGCAAAGUAUCUUUGAUUCCGUUUUUGAAACUCCAAAGUUGGCUUUCGUGUGAAGAAUCUCAGGCAGAAAAAAGAGGAAGAAAGGGGGGGAAAGGCAUUUCCAGACAUAUAUAUUGCUGAGCCAAUGAUGCAAGUUUCCGGAGCUUGUUAACCCUUUGAUUAAUAGAACUGUUUACAACAGUUGUUUUUUGUUCAACUAGAUCAAUUUUGGUUUGUUUAUCAAUUAUCACAGAGAAAGGUUUGACAGUUUGAUGCUUCCUGAAGGGGAACUUUUUCAGAGUUUUGAAUGUUGAAUUUAACUGAAAUAUUACAACAUUGUUUAGUGGACUGCUCGUAUUAUCGUCA